AUUACAUAUCGGCUUUAGGAUUAUAUCGGUGGGGCAAGAUAAAACUGCUUCCCAGAUUAAAACCGUAAAAGACUUCCCAAAUUAAUAUAGAACUGUUCCUUUUUAGAAAAUUUCCGAUUUUCGAUAUGGAUGCCGAAGUGAUCAUUGUAGGAGCCGGAAUAAGUGGUCUUUCUGCUGCAAAAUGGCUGAAGGAUGCAGGAGUGAGUGUUCUUGUGCUAGAAGCAAUGGACCGUGUUGGUGGACGAACCUUCACAAAACGGGAUCCCAAAGUAAAUUACGUUGACUUAGGAGGAUCAUACGUUGGACCAACUCAAGAUCAUUUGCUUCGUUUAUCAAAAGAACUUGGUGUGGGAAAUUAUAAGAGAAAUCAAGACCAAAAAUGCAUCUAUUAUAGAAAUGGACGUAGACUACUCCACGAUGCGACAGUGUCACCUUACGAGAGAAAUCCUUUUGUUAACAUGGAUCUCAAUAACAUGUUUAGACUUAUUGAUAAAAUGGGUCAAGAGAUACCUGCAAAUGCUCCCUGGGAUGCCCCUCAUGCAGAAGAAUGGGAUUUGAUGACAGUUAAAGAUUUUUUAAAGGAACAUUGUUGGACAAAACCAGCGCGUCAAUUUUAUAGCGAGCUCUGUAGUAUUUUCAUCACAUCAGAAAAAUACGAAGUAUCACUACUGAUGUUUUUGUGGUUUGUGAAACAGUGUGGAGGAAUGAAAAGGAUGGUUAGCGCCGUAAAUGGUAGUCAGGAAAGAAAAUUCCUUGGUGGAUCUCAACAAAUUAGUGAAAAAAUUGCUCAGAGACUGGGAGAUGGCGGCGUCGUCCUUAAGAAUAGUCCCGUAGUUGGUAUAAAUCAAGAAUCAAAGGAAUUUGUUUUAGUGAAAACAUUAGCAGGAAAAGAGUAUAAGACUAAAUACAUCAUUCUAGCAUGUCCUCCAGGACUACAGCAGAAGAUCCACUUCACCCCACAACUACCUCCGAUGCGUAAUCAACUUAUGCAAAGGAUGCCAAUGGGAUCAGUUCUUAAAUUUAUUUUAUACUACAGAACGCCUUUCUGGAAAGAAAAAGGACUAUGUGGAACUAAUUUUAUUUUAGGAGGGGACGAGCAUCCGGCGUUUUAUUCUCUGGAUGAUUCCAAACCAGACGGAAGCUUUCCUGCUCUUAUAGGAUUCAUUGCAGGAGAUAAAUGCCGAAAAAUGUGCAAUUUGACGUCUGAAGAACGCAAAAAUGCAGUUGUACGAAGUUUAGUAGAAGCAACAGGUUGCCCUGAAGCUGCAAAGGUAAUCCAUUACGAAGAAAAGAACUGGAUGGAAGAACAGUACGUAGGUGGAUGCUGUACAUCACUCCCCCCUGGUUUUCUCACUAGAUACGGAAGAGCUUUAAGAACUCCUAUAGACAGAUUGUACUUCGCUGGAACUGAAACAGCUAUCAAAUGGUCGGGCUCUAUGAGUGGAGCCGUAGAAGCAGGAGAAAGGGCCGCACGGGAAGUGCUUUGUAGAAUGGGGAAAAUAACUCCUGACCAAAUUUGGGUAAAGGAACCAGAAUCUCAGGAUGUUCCUCCAUUACCUUUUGAGGAUACUUUUGGGGAGAAAUACACGCCAUCUGUUCCAGGCUUCUUAAAAUUUGUAACAAUCACAACCAUUUUAGGAGCAGCAACCUUUGCUUUCCUGAAAUGUCCUAAAUAUUUUCCAAAAUUGAAAUAGUUUAAUAAGUUUAUAUUUGAUUGAAAAGCAGACAGAAAAUAUAAUUUGUGAAACGUAUUUUCCUUUAUUAUAAGAUUUCGAAAUUAAUUAUUAAAAUUUAAUAUUUUCACUAGUUUUCCAAUAUUUACUAUCAACCUUUGAGUAUUCCAAAUAUUGGAAAAUUUAAAUGAAAAUUCAAUGAAGAGGAGUCGCAUUGAUAAAAGAGUUAUUUUACUGAAAAUGUGUUUGCAUUAUUUUUUUAGUAAUUUUAUAUAUGUCACUUUGGUAUGUUUAGCAGUAUAAAUAAAUAUCGAACGAUAAAACAUUAACUAAUUUUUGUAUCUUUAUUUCUUCUUACUUUCGACAAGAAAUCUGUGUCUCAUUUUUCAUUCGCAAUAAAUUUCUUUUUUCAAUAAUUUUCGGUAAUUUUAAUGUAU
Messenger RNA from Argiope bruennichi, 2110 nucleotides. Its product is annotated as amine oxidase [flavin-containing] B-like. The record is from RefSeq and is a predicted model, not a curated record. The coding region runs from base 126 to 1694 and encodes 522 amino acids. Gene Ontology annotation, molecular function: oxidoreductase activity. The transcript has 14 exons. Lineage: Eukaryota; Metazoa; Arthropoda; Arachnida; Araneae; Araneidae.